Messenger RNA from Brassica napus (rape), 2154 nucleotides. RefSeq names its product eukaryotic translation initiation factor 3 subunit C-like. The record is from RefSeq and is a predicted model, not a curated record. Gene Ontology annotation, cellular component: eukaryotic translation initiation factor 3 complex. Gene Ontology annotation, molecular function: translation initiation factor activity; RNA binding; translation initiation factor binding. The transcript has 4 exons. NCBI's taxonomy places the organism in Eukaryota, Viridiplantae, Streptophyta, Magnoliopsida, Brassicales, Brassicaceae. Gene Ontology annotation, biological process: translational initiation. Bases 1 to 2154 code for a protein of 717 amino acids.
AUGAAGAAGAACAGUAAGAUGUAUGAAGAAGAGAUCAAUAAGUAUAGAGAGUCUUCGGAAACCGAGGAAGCGAAGGUAUCAGAGGAAGAGUUGUGUAAUAAGGAUCCUAAAGAGAUCACAUGGGAAUGGAUCAACCAAAAACUCAAAGAAGUUGUGUCUGCACGUGGAAGGAAAGGAACUGCUAGAUCUGAACUGAUUGAUCAGCUCACACACCUGAUGAGACUGGCCAAAACUCCAGCGCAGAAACUCGAGAUCUUGUUCGGUCUUGUCUCCGCACAGUUCGAUGUGAAUCCUGGUCUCAACGGACACAUGCCUAUCAACGUCUGGAAGAAGUGUGUGAACAACAUGUUUACAAUACUUGACAUACUUGUUAAGUACGAUAACAUCGUCGUCGAUGACACGGUUGAGCAAGACAAGAACGAAACUUCGAAACCAGAAGACUAUGAUGGGAAGAUUCGUGUCUGGGGGAAUCUUGUUGCAUUCGUGGAGAGGAUAGACGCUGAAUUUUUCAAGAGUUUGCAGAGCGUUGAUCCUUAUACACGUGAGUAUGUGGAGAGGUUGAGAGAUGAGCUGGUGUUUUUAGCUCUAACUCAAAACAUACAAGACUACUUUGAGCGGUGUGGUGACUUUAAAUCUGCGGCAAAGGUGGCGUUAAGACGAGUUGAGUCACUUUACUACAAGCCUCAGGAAGUUUAUGACGCUAUGAGGAAACGAGCUGAGCAAGAAGAUGAUAGUAAUGGACCUGUUGUUCCUCGUAAGCCUACUUUUCCAGUGAGUAGUCGAGCUAUGAUGGAUGGCCUCGUCUCACUUAUUUACAAAUAUGGAGAUGAAAGGACUAAAGCACGUGCGAUGUUAUGUGAUAUCUACCACCAUUCUUUAAUGGACAAGUUCGGAACUGCUAGGGACUUGUUGCUGAUGAGUCAUCUUCAGGACAACGUUCAGCAUAUGGACAUCUCAACGCAGAUCCUCUUUAACAGAUCGAUGGCUCAGCUUGGUCUCUGCGCAUUCCGAGUUGGAAUGUUUACCGAGGCUCAUAGCUGCCUCUCUGAGCUGUGUUCUGGUCAAAGGGCGAGGGAAUUGCUUGCUCAAGGUGUCUCCCAAAGUAGAAAGGAGAAGACUCCUGAACAGGAAAGAUUGGAGAGGAGAAGGCAGAUGCCGUAUCACAUGUACAUAAACCUUGAGCUUCUUGAAGCUGUUCAUCUCAUAUGCGCCAUGCUACUGGAAGUCCCUAACAUGUCAGCCAACUCUCAUGAUGCCAGACGCAAGGUGAUUAGCAAGAAUAUCCGUCGCCUGCUUGAGAUCAGCGACAGGCAAGCAUUCACUGCUCCUCCUGAGAACUUCCGUGACCAUGUCAUGGCAGCAACUCGAGCUCUCUCCAAAGGAGACUUCGAAAAGGCUGUUGAGGUUUUAAGCUCUCUUGAUAUAUGGAAACUGCGCAAGAAUCGCGAAACCGUUCUUGAUAUGGUGAAGGCUAGGGUCAAAGAGGAGGCGUUGAAGACUUAUCUCUUAAGAUACUCAUCCUCUUACGAGUCCCUACGUCUAGAUCAUCUUGCUAACAUGUUUGGUCUCUCUGAGAACCAAGUCCACAGCAUCGUGAGCAAGAUGAUGAUCAGUGAAGAACUCCAUGCAUACUGGGACCAACCUACACAUUGCAUCCUCUUCCACGAUGUCCAGCACAACAGGUUGCAAACGUUGGCUUUCCAGUUAAUAGGAAAACUUGCUGUUCUUGCGGAGAGUAAUGAAAAAGCAAUGGAGGCUAGGACCGGUGGAUAUGGAGGAAGAGGUGGAACAGAGAACAGGGGAAUGCAGAUGGACGGCACGAGCCGUAUGUUAAGAGAUUUUGAUCUCUUUGGUGGUUCUCUUCGAAGGAAACGACGAAUUCUCUCCCUCUCGGUGGAUCUCGUCGAAGUAACCGGCGAUUUCUCUCCCUCUCGGUGGAUCUCGUCGAAGGAAACGGCGAUUGCUCUCCCUAUCGGUGGCUCUUGUCGAGGAUGGAAGACGGUGACCUCUCAAUCGGUGGAUGUCUUCGAGGAAGCAAAACGGCUCUGUCUCUCUCGUGGUGGCUCUCUGAGACGAAGACAAAUGGCGAUUGUUUCUGAAGGGAAUCCAAAGGUAAAACGUCUCUUUGUUUAUUUCAACUAUGCUUGUCUUUGA